UUCCAUUAAUUUCCAGAGGCGACAAGUGUCCUCCAUGGAUCGGCUAACUUAGAAAAUGAAUAAAAUUUAGGGUUUUUGUUCCAAAAUCUCAAAUCGAUCCACAUCAGGUUCUUCCAGUUUCUGGUAAGCUUUUCGUACAAUUUCAUCUAUCAAAUCUAACUUCCUUUAAUACAUACAUAGAUAUCAUCACCUCAUUCAUGAUAACAUACACAACUCCAUGACAUUUAGCACCACAAAACCCUAGAAAUCAUUUAGGAAUCAUGGACGGAGAUCCAAACGACCACUUCCACCGGAACGAAGCCAUCUCCGCCGUAGUAGAUGAGGGUUUUCUAGGGGAAGAUGAUGAUGAUGAUUAUGAGGAUCUUUACAACGAUGUUAAUGUCGGUGAGGGUUUUCAUCAGUCUAUUAGGAAAGAUGAGGAUUUAGGGUUUAAGAAUCAGGAUCAAGUUGAGAACAAGUUGGAACCGGUUGAGCAACCGGUGCCGGUGGAUGAUGGAGGUGAGAGGAAGUAUGAGAGUAACGAUGGUGGUGGUGGUUCUAGUAGAGUUGAAGUUGAUUCGAAUGUUCGGGUGGGAGUGAAUGAGGCGGUGGGGAGGGCAUCCGGCGGAGCGGUUGGUAGUAAUUCGAAUAUUAGGGUUGAAUUAGGGCAGGCGUCGAUUAAAGCAGGUGAAGUAGAAAGAGGGCCUUUGAAUAACGAAAACGGCAUGUCGAAUGUAGGGAUGGGGCAACAACAGGUUCAUUAUGUUGGGACGGGAAAUACGGGGAGUUUAGGUAAUGCUGGUGGUGAUGGUUUAGCUGCACAAGGUAGUGGAAAUGUCAAUGGUUUUGGUAAUGGAGGGGGUGGUGGUGCGGGUGGGGGGACGAUUCUAUUCGUGGGAGAUUUGCAUUGGUGGACGACUGAUGCUGAGCUUGAGUCGGAACUUUGCAAGUAUGGUCAUGUGAAGGAGGUGAAGUUCUUUGACGAGAAAGCUAGUGGAAAAUCGAAAGGGUAUUGUCAAGUUGAAUUCUAUGAUCCGUCAGCUGCCAUAGCUUGCAAGGAGGGAAUGAAUGGGCAUGUGUUCAAUGGUCGUCCCUGUGUUGUUGCAUUCGCUUCUCCAUUUAGUGUUAAAAGAAUGGGAGAAGCACAGGUCAAUAGAAACCAACAGAUGGCUCAGGCUCAGUCAUCUGCAGCUCAAGCUAAGAGGGGUCCUGGAGACCUUCCUGCUAAACCAGGCGGCAACAAUAUGCCAGCUGGUGGGAAUUUUCAAGGUGGCGGUGACAACAACAGAGGAUACGGUAGAGGAAAUUGGGGUAGAGGUAAUGGGCAAGGUAUGGCUGGCCGUGGUCGCAGCGGUGGAAUGGGUGGACGUGGCGGGAUGGGUGGCCGUGGUAUGAUGGGAAACGGGUUUGGACCGUUACCUAUGAUGCAUCCCCAAUCAAUGAUGGGUCAAGGGUUUGAGCCUUCUUUUGGAGGCCCAAUGGGCCGAAUGGGAAGUUACGGUGGUUUCCCGGGUGGGCCCACACCUCCGUUUGCAGGUAUGUUACCUUCAUUCCCACCUGUACCUGGGUUAGCACCCCAUGUUAACCCAGCGUUUUUCGGGAGAGGAAUGCCGAUGAAUGGAAUGGGUAUGAUGCCGACAAGUGGUGCGGAUGGGUCCAACAUGGGAAUGUGGCCAGACCCAAAUACGGCUGGGUGGGCUGGUGAUGAACAGGGCGGUCGAGUAGGUGAAUCUAGUUACGGUGAAGAAGCCGCUUCUGAUCAACAAUAUGGUGAAGGUACUUCAGAUAGAAGACAUAGAGAUGAUAGAGAUCAUGAACACGGGUAUGAAAGAGACUUACCAAGAGAAAAAGAAGCGGUUCAUGAAGACGAGUGGUCCGAAAGAAAGCACCGAGAUGAGAGGGACCAGGCACGGUCACGUGAUCGGGACAAGGACAGGGACCGUGAACGUUCACGUGACCGUGGUAGGGACCGCCAUAGGGAUGAAAGGGACAGAUAUGCUGAUCAUCAUAGGUACAGGGAGGCUGAACCAGACUAUGAUGAUGAGUGGGACCGUGGCCGGUCCUCGCGGACUCAUGCAAAAUCAAGAUUGGCUCAAGAGGAUGAACACAGGUCUAGAUCUAGGGAUGCUGACUAUGGGAAGAGGCGGCGUGUGACUGCAGAAUGACGGUGUGUGGUGGUAGGUUUGUGAUGGGGAACUGAAGCUGUUCAGAGUUGUGUUAGCUUUUGAGAUGCAAAAGAGCCCUGGGGUUUUAGCUACAGAUAUACAAGUGGAACAUUGUUUCAUCUUAUUAGUUAAAGUCUGUUUGAAUUUAUCAUGUAUUUGAAACUAUGUUGUGGCUUAUGUUUCUUUGCCGGUUAACCUAGACUUUACUACUAUGUUUAAAUGUGAGUUGUGUUAGGAUUUUUGCAGCUUGUUUUGGAGGAUUAACCUCCUACUUUCGGUUGUUUUCAUAUGUAUUUUUUGUUGUAUUUUUCAUUCUUUUGUUGUAUUCGUAUGUAUAUAGCUCUGCCGGCUGUGGCUUCUAGGUAUGUAGAGAAUAGUGACUAGGAUUAACUGACCACUUGAAUGGGAUGUCCACAUUGGAACCUCAAGGUCAACAACACUGUAUGUAUAUUAUGUUGAUACAGAUAAUCAAUGCGACUCUUGGAUUA
Molecule: messenger RNA, 2632 nt
Organism: Helianthus annuus (common sunflower)
Lineage: Eukaryota; Viridiplantae; Streptophyta; Magnoliopsida; Asterales; Asteraceae
Product: cleavage and polyadenylation specificity factor subunit 6
Exons: 2
Coding region: 261-2144 (627 amino acids)
Biological process (GO): mRNA alternative polyadenylation
Cellular component (GO): mRNA cleavage and polyadenylation specificity factor complex
Molecular function (GO): mRNA binding
Source: RefSeq, a predicted model, not a curated record